AUGUUCCCUGGGCCGGCCGGGUUGGAAUUCCAACCGUACGAUUGCCAUCGUGCGGUUCACCCUCGUCCUCCCUCUGGACCACCCUUGGACCUGGUUGUCCAACUGCACCCCUCUGGUUCCUCCCGCUUCUCCCUCUCGACUGCUCUCUUUCUUCCUCCUCGACUUCUUCAUCACUGCCGCUACUCUCUUCACGUGCCUCCUCCCUAUAAGAUGGAUCAUUCCGCUCAUUACUUUCAGUAUCUGGUAGUGUUAAAGCCCGACGCCCUGCAGACUGGAACGCGUUCUCCGGCCCCCCUUCAACCCCGUUUCCUUCUCGCCGUCCCGCUCCUCAUCCUCUCCCUCGCAAUGGUGAUUGCCGGCGAGCCGUGGCCAACGCCAUCGCCCGCUGCCGCUGCGUCAGCGGUGAGCGGAAGGUCCCUGCCUGUUGCUGCCUCUGAGACUGCUGCCCGGAGGCCGCCGCUGCCUCCCGCAUUGAAGGCUGUGUCCUCGGCCCCUGCUGCUGCUGAUCAGCAUCCGGCUCCCCCUGCUCCUGUCGCUGCUCCCGCUGGACAGGUUCCUGCCGCUGCUCCUGCUCCCCCUGCUCCUGCCGCUGUUCCGGCUCCCCCUCCUCCUGUCGCUGCCCCGGUUCCCCUUGCUCCUGAUGUUGCUGUUCUGUCUCCUCCCGUCGAUCUUGGCGCCCCGCCACUCGACGCUGCCCCUGUUGCGCCGGCUGCCGCCGUGGGCUCUGCCGCGCCGGUGGUGUCGCAACCGGCGGUGUCCGCCACCACUGCCGGCCAGUCCCUCGUGGUGGGACCUGUUGAAGCUCCCGCCCCUCCGGCUGCGGCGAUUUCUGUGCCGCUCCCGAAUUUCCAGGCGGUGCCUGAUCCUGCGCCGCUCGCUGCUAUCCCCCCUGCUCAGCGUCAGCCAUCUCCGGGUCGCCGGCAUCAUCGGCCUCACUCCCCGGCUCCGCGGGACGAGCGAGAGAUGUCGCGGCGGCGUCGCGACUCUCUCCGGCGCCGUGGUCCCCAGGCGAGCUGGGCUGCGUCCCGCGGUGGUCGCGGUGGCUGGUGGGGAGGGCGCGGUCGUGGUGGUGACUGGGGGUAUGAUCGGCCGGUGUCGAUGGCCGAUCUGCAGCGAGCUGUUUCUGCUGCUGUGCGCGAGGAGCGGAACGGGCAGGCGAGCCAGAGCAAUUCGCCUCGCGUCGCUCCAACUCAUGCGUCUCUUCCUCCAGCUGUGCCCUACGCGCCGGCGCCUCCUCUUCCCCAAUCGGCCGUUCCUCCUCCUCAUGCUCCCUCUGCAUCUGCUGCUGCACUUGGGAGCCAGGCGUCUCUGGGGCAGCUGUGGCGCCUCUCUGAGGGCCUGCGGGCUGUUCACCUGAUUCAGGUGUAUGGUCACGCGGCUCUCGCCCAGGGUGUUCCUCUGGACAGUGGCCAUCGGGACGAGUGCCUAGAUGCCGCUGAUCGGCUGGGCGAGCUCCUGGCGCCCGUGUUGGCUGCGCCCGCGCGGGGUGGAGUUGCGGGCGUUGGACAGCUUGGGACGGCAGUCCGUGGGCUGCGCCGGUUUUUGCGCGCAGGGACUGCAGUCGACUUGAUCGGCGCAACCACUGUGGUGGUGCGCGAGCUUCAUCGCUCGUUGACGGGUCUUCUUGCCGUCCUUGACGCGGAUCAGAUGUAG
Closterium sp. Naga37s-1 is the source of this 1653-nucleotide messenger RNA. Lineage: Eukaryota; Viridiplantae; Streptophyta; Zygnematophyceae; Desmidiales; Closteriaceae. The record is from the annotation of a GenBank genome assembly.